Messenger RNA from Cyclospora cayetanensis, 1332 nucleotides. Its product is annotated as probable tRNA N6-adenosine threonylcarbamoyltransferase. NCBI's taxonomy places the organism in Eukaryota, Apicomplexa, Conoidasida, Eucoccidiorida, Eimeriidae. Gene Ontology annotation, cellular component: EKC/KEOPS complex; cytoplasm. Gene Ontology annotation, biological process: tRNA threonylcarbamoyladenosine modification. Bases 1 to 1332 code for a protein of 443 amino acids. The record is from RefSeq and is a predicted model, not a curated record. The transcript has 2 exons.
AUGACGUCUGCUACCGCCUCCGGGGACCCGUUCCCUCAGCAACAUAGAAUCCCAGCGGAGGUAGCAAAUGGACGAAUUGUUGUGCUGGGCAUAGAGAGCAGCGCAAAUAAAGUAGGGGUCGGCAUAGUGGACAACUCCGGUGCUGUUCUUGCGAAUCCUAGAGCAACAUUUAUCACCCCUCCCGGAACAGGCUUCCUCCCUCGGGAAACUGCCGCACACCAUCAGGCAAAUGUCACUAAGCUUAUCCAGAAGGCCAUGACCGAGGCCGGUGUUACUUCUGAGACUAUCACAUGCAUAGCUUAUACGGCGGGCCCAGGGAUGGGCGCCCCCUUGGCAGUUGGAGCCCUUGCCGCCAGAACUUUAGCUCUUCUCUGGAGCAAGCCGCUUGUUCCUGUGAAUCACUGCAUAGCCCACAUCGAAAUGGGUCGUUUGGUGACAGGGUGCCGGAAUCCAACAGUACUGUAUGUGUCUGGGGGCAACACCCAAGUAAUCGGCUACAGCGACUCGCGCUAUCGAAUUCUUGGGGAAACCUUGGACAUGGCCAUUGGCAACUGCAUCGACAGAGUGGCGCGUCUCCUGCAUCUUCCAAACGACCCCGCCCCAGGCUACCAGGUCGAGCAAAUGGCUCGCAAGUUCGAUAUCGAAUACCGUGCGAAACACCCUGAGAUACAGGCCACCCCGCUUAUACCCCUCAGCUACAAUGUCAAAGGCAUGGAUAUUGCAUUUAGUGGGGUGCUGACAAAGGCGGAGGAAGCUAUCCAUGCAAUGCAUGAACGCCAGACCAGAGAGGCGAAGACACAAGACUCCGCUACCCUCGGGUCGCUCGCCCAAGCAAAGCAAAGUCUCCAGAGUGCCGCGUCCAGUAAUGGGUGUCUGCACAUUGCCGGCGAUAUUGCGAGACGUGUGCGCACCAAGCGUAGCGCAGGGAAAAUCAGCGGCAGCCCGAGCGAAGGGGCGACUGAGAGCUCCAUUCCUGCGGAGCUGCUGACACCUGAGGCGAUAUGCUACUCCCUGCAAGAAUACCUCUUUGGAAUGCUUGUUGAGAUCACCGAGCGUGCCAUGGCGCUUUGCCACAGCACGGAUGUUUUGGUGGUAGGCGGCGUAGGCUGCAACAUGCGGCUUCAGGAGAUGCUCCGCGAGAUGGCGAGGCGCCGUGGGUGUUCAAUGGGCGGAAUGGAUGAGCGCUAUUGCAUCGAUAACGGCGCGAUGAUUGCCUAUGUGGGGCUGUUGAUGUAUAAGUGCGGCCAGACUAUCCUCCCUACCCAGAGUUUCUACAGGCAAAGGUUCCGCACGGAUCAGGUGGAAGUAACUUGGAGAGCACAAGAAGCCUGA